Molecule: messenger RNA, 2110 nt
Organism: Pimephales promelas (fathead minnow)
Lineage: Eukaryota; Metazoa; Chordata; Actinopteri; Cypriniformes; Leuciscidae
Source: RefSeq, a predicted model, not a curated record
GACGUCAUAUGACCAAAUGACGCGCCUCGCUAAGAUCAGCGUUGAUCGACCUGUCCUGAGUUCACAUGUUCGAUGUCCGAAUUCUAGAGGCGUUCCAGUCGUUAUUCCCAAGUAGGAUAUGGGAAACAUCCAAAUUCCCAGUUGUCUGCAGCAUUAGCUGCAAUGCUCUACCUACGUCAGCGUCACGUUUCGGGUGUUGCGUGGAGAAGUGGACUAGCUUUAGCUUUAGCAGCGUUAGCUCUAUAACGGUGAUGGCGGAGAGUGAGGAUUUCUAAAACGUCAACGGAGAUCGACAUUCACGAGAGGCGUUUAUUAAUAGUGAGCUCUGUGUCAUGUCUGUGAAGAACCCCUCAGACCUGCUCAAUGAAAACACCUACAUCCCACCUUCACUGACCCUUGACCUCUGCUUAUCCUAUGAAAGAAAGCUGGGCCUGAAAGAUACUCCUGGUUCAACCUCUUUCUCUCCAAAGAGCCGACACAACUACGCCAGCACAACCUCCAUCCAGCUCCUCAAAGGCAUUAUGGGUGGACUAGAGAAUGAUGAUGCAUCCCUCCAACACCAGGAAGAUGAAUGGAGCAGAAAUCAGGAAAAUGAACACAGUCUUCCAGUCUCUGAGAGCAACAUCAAGUGGAUGAAGGAAGAUCAGAACCAACUAUGCAAGUUAGCAGAGCAGCAGCAGCAAGACCAGAAUCUCAACCUGGUGGAAAACAAGAAUGAAUCCACAGACAGAAACCCAAACCAGAACUCACAGCGGCGAAAUGAAGAGAAGAACAAGACCCUGAAAGCGCUGUGCUCUGACUUGCAGGACUGGGCGACCGAUGAACCUCUUCUCAUCUACUCUUCUGCCGCCAUGAUGGAGAACAAUCAGGAAAACCAACAGCAGAUAAGAGACAAGGAAGCGGAAAGAGUGGAAGAGGAGAGCUUGAAUCCGUGUGUGUGCGUGAACACAGACGCUGAGGUGCAGAGGAGAGCCGGUGAGGGUGGCAAGAGCGCUCUACUGUCAGGCAGGACUGGCGUGACCAGUGACGAGGACUCCAGCUGCAUGUCUCUGUCCCAGGGCAGCACUGCGAGCAGCACCCCCGAUGGAGAGCCAGAGUCCUAUUGGGACGGCAGUGCAUUUGAGACGGACACGGACCUGCCUGCUGGCUGGAUGCGAGUGCAGGACACCUCGGGCACCUACUACUGGCACAUUCCCACAGGCACCACACAGUGGGAGCCGCCCGGGCCCCUGGAGGAGCGGCCCUCCAGCGCCUCGCCCGCGCUCUCGCCCGCUGACCAGCCACAGAUUACAUGGAGCGCUGUUUCACAAUCAAACACGUUUAGUGUUGAAGAACUCUGGCAGAAGGAGGAUACAGCUUCUGAUGAAAGUCUGAAGGAAUUUGAGGGAGCGACUCUACGCUACGCCUCCAUCAAUCUCAGUUUUUCUCAGUCUGAGGAGGAAGAGGAACUGUCUUAUGUCAGCAGUGCCGAGGGGGCGAAGUGUUUUGCUGUGCGAUCUCUGGGCUGGGUGGAAAUAUCAGAGGAGGAAAUGGCUCCUGGCAGGAGUAGUGUUGCCGUUAAUAACUGCAUCCGACAGCUGUCCUAUCAGAAACACAAUCUCGACGACACGGCCGGCAUCUGGGGCGAGGGGAAGGAAAUGCUGCUGGUGCUGGAAAAUGAGACACUGAAUCUGGUUGAGCCUCAUGGACGAACACUGCUCCAUUCUCAGCCCAUCGUCAGCAUCCGUGUGUGGGGAGUGGGACGCGAUGAUGGCCGGGAGAGGGACUUUGCAUAUGUGGCUCGAGACAAGUUGACUCAUGUGCUCAAGUGUCAUGUAUUUCGGUGUGACACCCCUGCAAAAAACAUUGCCACAAGCAUGCAUGACAUCUGCUCUAAGGUAAGGACAUAUGAGCUGCUGGCUGAAAAUAUUCAUACUCUUGUUCUUAUUUAAACAUUGAAGAUGUCGUUCGCUGCAUUGUGCAAAAUAUCCGAGAUUUAUUGAAACAACAGCGGUUCAGGUAUUUUUGAGCAGGGGAUAAUAAUUGGAGUGGUUACUCAUGCAAUGUAGAUGAGAACCUAACUUUCGCAAACUAACAGGAAAAUAAAUGUGUGCCCACUAGCAGAAUACUU